AUGAAAUGGAAUCGAAGUCGUACGCAUAAAUCACACAAUUAUCCAUCCCAUCACCCGAUGUCUACACAAACGUCUAACGUAAACGUCAACGAAGAAAGCGCGAAUCGAAGUCGUACGCAUAAACCACACAAUUAUCCAUCCCAUCUCCCGAUGUCUACACAAACGUCUAAAGUAAAUUUCAACGAAGAAAGCGCGAAUCGAAGUCAUACGCAUAAACCACACAAUUAUCCAUCCCAUCUCCCGAUGUCUACACAAACGUCUAAAGUAAAUUUCAACGAAGAAAGCGCGAAUCGAAGUCAUACGCAUAAACCACACAAUUAUCCAUCCCAUCUCCCGAUGUCUACACAAACGUCUAAAGUAAAUUUCAACGAAGAAAGCGCGAAUCGAAGUCAUACGCAUAAACCACACAAUUAUCCAUCCCAUCUCCCGAUGUCUACACAAACGUCUAAAGUAAAUUUCAACGAAGAAAGCGCGAAUCGAAGUCAUACGCAUAAACCACACAAUUAUCCAUCCCAUCUCCCGAUGUCUACACAAACGUCUAGUAUAACUUAUCCAUCAUCUCCCGAUGUCUUCAAGAACUUCCAACGUAAAUGUCAAAGCAGAAGAAAGUCCAAGUGA
This is a messenger RNA of Trichobilharzia szidati, 618 nucleotides long. NCBI's taxonomy places the organism in Eukaryota, Metazoa, Platyhelminthes, Trematoda, Strigeidida, Schistosomatidae. The record is from the annotation of a GenBank genome assembly.